Sturnus vulgaris (Common starling) is the source of this 5037-nucleotide messenger RNA. NCBI's taxonomy places the organism in Eukaryota, Metazoa, Chordata, Aves, Passeriformes, Sturnidae. The record is from RefSeq and is a predicted model, not a curated record.
GGGCACAGAUUUUUUCCUGUGGUGAUUUAUAGCUACCAAUAACCUUCCACAGCGGUUGCCUUAUCAACUUAUUAUUCUGGAAUCUUCUGCUCUUGUUAGUAAACAGAAGAGAACUAUUAAACGCAGAGCUAAGUAUUCCUAAUCUCAAGAGAGAGACUUUGUACAGUAUGUUCUGUACAAAACUGAAAGACUUGAAGAUCACAGGAGAAUGUCCUUUUUCCUUACUGACUCAAGGUCACAUUACUGAGGAACAUGACAAGGACUGCACAGAAAACAGCUCUAGAGCAGCUUUGCCCAUCUGCAAAGAAGUCCAUGAAAAAGAUGGUCAAGGAAACCUUCCACAAAGGAAAACGAGCAGAAGUAGAGUGUACCUGCACACACUAACUGAAAGCAUCUGCAAACUAAUCUUUCCUGAGUUUGAAAGGCUAAAUCUUGCCCUGCAGAGAACACUUGCGAAACACAGAAUAAAAGAAACCAGAAAAACUGGUGAUAGAGAAGAUUUUGAAAAAAUAAUCAGUGAUCAUGCUAAUGCAGCAGGUGUUCCCGUGGAGUCUCUACGGGAGUCUCUUGGUGAAGAGCUAUUCAAAAUAUGCUAUGAAGAGGAUGAACACAUAUUGGGGGUUAUUGGUGGCACUCUUAAGGACUUCUUGAAUAGUUUCACUACUCUGCUGAAACAGAGUGGCCAUAGCCAAGAAGCAGGAAAAAAAGACAGACUUGAAGAUGCCUCCAUAUUAUGCCUGGAGAAAGAUCAGGACUUCUUAAACGUUUAUUAUUUCUUUCCUAAGAAAAUCACAAGUCUUAUUCUACCUGGUAUCAUUAAAGCAGCAGCUCACAUUUUGUAUGAAACUGAGGUUGAAGUGAUGCUCAUGCCUCCUUGUUUCCCUAAUGACUGCACUGAGUUUGCUAAUCAGCCUUAUUUACUGUAUUCUAUACAAGUCAAAAGUGCAAAACCUUCCUUAUCUCCAUGUAAACCACAGUCCUCACUUGUGAUUCCUGCCUCUGUGUUCUGUAAGACUUUCCCAUUUCAUUUUAUGUUUGACAAGGAUAUGUCAGUUCUUCAAAUUGGAAAUGGGAUAAGAAGACUUUUGACAAGGAGAGAAUUUCAAGCUAAGCCCAGUUUUGAAGAGUAUUUUGAAAUUCUUACCCCCAAAGUAAGCUGCACUUUUAGUGGAAUAAUGACAAUGUUAAAUAUGCAGUUUACUGUACGAGUUAGAAGAUGGGAUAAUACUGAUAUGAAACCGUCCAUGGUAAUGGAUCUUAAAGGCCAAAUGAUCUAUAUUUUUGAAUCCAGUGCCAUUCUAUUCUUGGGAUCUCCCUGUGUGGACAGACUAGAAGAUUUUACAGGACGUGGAUUAUACCUCUCUGAUAUUCCCAUUCACAAUGCUUUAAGAGAUGUUGUUCUGAUAGGAGAGCAGGCCAGAGCCCAGGAUGGACUGAAGAAGAGAUUAGGAAAGCUAAAAGCAACCCUUGAGCAGGCCCAUCAAGCACUUGAAGAAGAGAAGAAGAAGACUGUAGAUCUUCUGUUUUCAAUUUUUCCUGGAGAGGUUGCUCAGCAGCUGUGGCAGGGACAAGUUGUACAAGCCAAGAAAUUUAAUAAUGUCACAAUGCUUUUUUCUGACAUUGUUGGAUUUACUGCCAUCUGUUCCCAAUGCUCACCUAUGCAGGUUAUCACCAUGCUUAAUGAGCUUUAUACUCGCUUUGAUUACCAAUGUGGAGAGCUAGAUGUCUACAAGGUUGAGACUAUUGGAGAUGCCUACUGUGUUGCUGGAGGCUUACACAAAGAAAGUGAAACACAUGCUGUUCAAAUAGCACUGAUGGCCCUGAAGAUGAUGGAACUGUCCGACGAGGUGGUGUCUCCCCAUGGAGAGCCCAUCAAGAUGCGUAUUGGCCUUCAUUCUGGAUCUGUCUUUGCUGGAGUUGUUGGGGUUAAAAUGCCUCGUUAUUGCCUUUUUGGAAAUAAUGUAACCCUUGCCAAUAAGUUUGAAUCUUGCAGUAUACCUAGAAAAAUAAAUGUCAGCCCAACAACCUACAGGUUGUUAAAGGAAUAUCCAGGUUUUGUGUUCACACCACGCUCAAGAGAGGAGCUUCCUCCAAAUUUUCCACGUGAUAUCCCUGGAAUUUGCUAUUUUCUGGAUGCUUAUAUUCAAGGAACAAGCUCACAGACUUGGUUUCAAAAGAGAGAUUUGGGAGAUGGCAAUGCCAAUUUUUUUGGUGAGGAAACAGGAAUAGACUAAAUUGUACAUUCACAAAUGUAUAGAAUAAAUUUAUAAAUACUUGGAUUUUUUUUUUUAAUAAAUUGAAAAUUUUUAAAACUGUAUGAAACCUGAAAGCACUUUAGAUUGUUAACACCUGAAAGCCAGUAUUAAAAUUUCAGGAAGUAUGUCACUGACUACUUUUUAUUUUUCCUCUGCAUAAGGAACAUAGUCGCAAAAGUAGUGUUGUAAUGUCACUGUUGGAAAUGCUACUAUAAACUGUAUUUUCCCUAUGGUAAUUUGUAAGUGCUACAGUUCUCUCUAUAUUGAGAAUUCUAGAUGUAUUGUAUAUGCAGUGUGUCAGGAAAUGUGAUGUGCAAGUGAUGCAGCCACAUGCAGUGUUGUGAGCUGGUGCUUAUCAAUGACUAUGGAAAUGUUCUUUCUUAGAGAUUUCAAAAGAAAAUGUCCAUUAAAAUAUUGUCAUUGCCAUCACAUACUCCUUCCAGUCCAUUGUUUGGGCCCCAUCCUAGAAGGCUGCUGACCAUCUUCUCACACUGACUGGUCAAAGUAUGAAGGUGGUCAGCAUUUUCUGGAUCAGGCUGCUAAUUGUAGCUAAACACAUGCAUAGCAGAGUUGCUGCUUACUAUUUCAUGAACUUUAUUUUGUAUAUAAAAUGAAUAUAAAUUAAAACACUGUAUAAUCACAUACUAACAUCUCUGUAAUCAUCAAAAUAUUUUAGUUCAUAGGGCUAUAAAAGUACUUAAAAAUAGUAAUAUCCACUUGUUAUUAUGUAUUACAGCAAUAAAUGUAUUUUUUUGUUGUCAUUUAAAUUUGAAAUGUUUUAACAGAAGUGUAAUAAAAUAUGCUUUGAAAUGUUUGCUUAGAAAUGAAAUUCCAGUCAGACUGUUUGAAAUGGAAGGACCAGUUUAAACGUCUUAUUCCAGGAUGCAACGUGGAUGUGAUGAGCUAUGGAAAUGCCCAUUGUAUGCUCGUUCUAAAGUUCCCAGAGGAAUUUUCAGGUGAACAGAGAUGCUUUUAAACACAUGAACAUAUUUACAAAGAUAAUACUACCACCGUACAAACUUUUCUGUUGUAGCUGAUGGAAUAUGAGUGGAGAAUUCAAAGGCUUUGCCUCUGGAAAUGGCAGAAUAGAGUUAAUUAAGAGUUAGAAUUCUGCCUCUCUUAACUAGCAGAUCCAUCUGCCCAGAAAUUCCUCUGUGCUAUACAGUUUGAUCCCAACUGCAGGCUGGAGAACUGCACAGCUUAUACACUUAAUACUACUCCCAGUAGUACCAGGUAUUAUUAGUUAUUAUUCUAGCCUCUUCAGCUCCUGGGAUUUGGCAUAUCAAGCCAUAAAAGUCUCUUCAAACCACUUGCUACUAAAUCACAUUUUGCUCUCUUAAUAUUUACAGGGAGCAAUUACAUUAGACUAAGGUGCUAUUCAUUUUCUGAUCUUACAUUCUGAAGCUCAAUGGUACAUUCUGAAGCUCAAUAAACUAUUUUAUCCUACUAGUUUCUGGUAGAAACUCAAACAUGUACCAUCAGCAUCUUGAGAAAAGAUCUUAGAAGAUACUAGAAUUAAGAACAGCUUAAAGCCAUAUUUUAAUUCAGAUUUCUGUAAGGAGCAAAACUUGAACUAUUGAAUCCUUCUUGGGGUCUACUGUGUCCAUCAGAGAUGCUUAGAAAUUGUUCUCUGGCACAAAAAUGGAACCAGAAAGUCUGUGUAUUAUAAAAAAAAAAAUACACAUCUGUCUUGCACACACCAGAUAUAUAUAUAUAUAUACGCACACAUAUAUACACAUAUAUAUACAAGCACAUAUAUUUGUAACACUUUAGACUGCAGUGUUUCAAGGAAACAAGAACUAUCCAAAUCUUGGAGACUGAUCUUUCCAAUAUUAUAUUGGUCAGACAAUUCUAUUGAGAGAAGUACCGAGGUUACUAGCAGUCCCAUGUGGGCACCCCUGGAUAUAAAAAUGGGGGAGUAUUUGACUCGUCACAGUUCAGUAGGCUUAUGUUAUUAAACCAGAAAUGACUGAGGUCAGUAUGACUCUAUCCAUCCCUGUUAAUAAAUAAAUAGGCUUUUAAAUAAAAAGGAUUUUCUUUCUCAGAUCUACCAAAUAGGCAAAUCUACCAAAUGGGAAGUACAUUUAGGAGUGAAUUUCCUUUUGUCCCUAGAAGACAACUAUUGCUGGACUGGGUGAUGGCCAUUCUCAAAGCCAAAUAUCAUAUAAAUCUGUCAUUAGAUAGGAUGUUAUUCAUAGCAGUUCUUGAUACCCUCCCUAGUGGUGACAACCUUCCAGGAAGAAUUCUGAUAAGGUGCUUUAAUGUACACAGAAAGCAACAUGCUUGAGUCUUAGUGAAGUAAAUAGGAUUUAGACACAUAUUUACGACAAUGAUUCAUGGAAGUGUUUUAAAAUGUACUUGUGUUUGGACCUGUUCUACAAAAACCCCUGUAAGUCCAUUUAACUUUAAACUUAAUUUAAGAAUUUAGGUCUCACUGAAGCUGUUCCUCUGUUUAAAUUAUUUUGCUGAAUAAAUAUAUAUUUAAUAAGAGAUAAAUAUUUUAAUUUAUAUUUUCACUUAGAUCUAAAAUAUUCCUUUCACCUUUUAACUCAUCAUUCACAUAAAUUGAAAAAAAGGAAUCAGAAAGUUAAUAAGCAAAUUGUUGCCAUAAACAGAGGAAGGGAAUUUAACUGAUACAAUGCUGGGACAUUUUGGAAGAAAAUAAGAGUUGUUUUUAAGUUAAUCUCUUCUGUAGUAUAGUGUAUGAUAUUGUGGAAAUUUUCAGAGACUAUGCAAUGUUAUUCAUAUAAAUAUAAAAAUACCUUAGUAUUGUGUCCAGAAA